Enterobius vermicularis (human pinworm) is the source of this 1986-nucleotide messenger RNA. The record is from the annotation of a GenBank genome assembly. NCBI's taxonomy places the organism in Eukaryota, Metazoa, Nematoda, Chromadorea, Rhabditida, Oxyuridae.
AUGAAAGAAAUCGCGAAAAACGGAAACGGAGAAGAUCUAGAAGUGAAAGGCAGUUUUGACAAACGCUUAGAUGAACUGCGAAGGGAGAAGAAACGGCAAAAGAAGUUGAGGAAGGAAAGGAUUAAGGCGUCGGAAACGUUGGAAGAAAAACGUGCUAGACGUGUGGCCAAAAAGUUACGAAAGGAAGAGAAACGUAAGGCGAAAAUAGACAGUUUGCUUCCUGAAGGUGCUGACUACACGAACUUGAACAACCCAUUCAAUGACCCCCAUCUUACUCAGACAUUUAUAUGGACCAAGAAAUUAGAAGCCGAAGGUCUUGCAAACUUGCCUAUGCGAGAUCUUGAAAAAUUGAACAGAGAGCGAAUCCGUAAGAAUUUUGCUGAAAUGGAGGAUUUGAAAAGGAAUCGUGAGGCUCGGGAAGCAGCCCGAGAAGAUUUGGAGAUGAUUCGUAGAGACGAAGAAAGAAGAGGGAAUUUCACCUGGGAACAAACUGAAGAAAUGUUUCACCUUAAUCAGGCUAAAUUACGUUCAAAAAUAAGACUUCGUGAAGGCCGAGGGAAGCCAAUUGAUUAUCUUGCAAGAUAUAUUAGAUAUGAUGACGGUGAUGGUAAAAAGGACGAUGAAAGAGGAACCGGUGAGGACGACGAGUAUGACUUAGAAGUGCCGCUGGUCUAUUUGCACGGUUUGACAACCAAGGAUCUUGAGGAUCUUUUGGAAGAUAUUAAAGUUUAUAUUCGAAUUGAUCAGCCCAAAAAUUUGUCAUGGUGGUUAGAUUUUCGUACAGUGGUUAAUGGUGAACUGAGGAAACUGAGUGACGAUGUGAGGACUUCGAGCUUGCGAGAUUCCAUCCAUGGCUCAGUCCAGCAGGACGUGACAAGAAUAUUGACAGGCAAAUCGCUUGGAGAACUAGCACAGUUGGAGUCCCAAAUUAAGAAGAAAAUACAUGAAGGGCGGGAAGGGACGGACGUUGCGUACUGGGAAAGCCUUCUCACUCAUUUGCAGGUUCAUAUGGCUAAGGGAAGAAUUUGUAAACGGCAUAACGAGAUAUUAAAGUUUCGUUUAAAGAAAAUGAAGGAAGAACAAAUGUUGGAUUUAAGCCAACAGGGCACCAGUACCAGAACAAAAAAUAUGGUCGUAGAGAAGAAUCAGAAUGAGCCGGAUUCUUCAAAACAGCCAAGCGGCAAAACCAAAACGAGCUAUUCAAGGGUUCUGGACGACUUAGAUGCUGCUGAUGAGGAGGCAAAAGAACAGAAAUGGAGGCACGUGGCUUUCUUUUCUAUUAAUUCCGAUUUUAAUUCAUUGGGUUUUCUAGAGGAGCUUUUGACUGAGGAAGAAAUGGAAGCUGUGACGCUUGAGAUGUACGAACGAGGCUGUUACAGCCCUGUUUACGGAGACGAAAAACAAGCUAUGCCAGGAAUUGAAAUCCUCAACGAAGCUGAAGAUGAACGUAAAAGAAUUGAAGCACGUUUGAAAUAUCGUGAUGAAUCGGGAACAGACAGCAUUUCUUAUUCGGCAGAAGAAAGGGAAAUGUUGGCAAUUGCCAAAAAAGGUAUGGACAGUGAUGAGUCAUCCUUUGCUGUUGAAGCUCCGUUAGAGGCUCAGACCUUCUUAUGGUCUGAGAAAUAUCGUCCUAGGAAACCAAGGUAUUUCAAUCGUGUACAUACCGGAUUUGAAUGGAAUAAGUACAAUCAGACGCAUUACGACAUGGACAACCCGCCACCAAAAAUUGUACAAGGUUAUCGCUUCAAUAUUUUUUAUCCUGAUUUGCUGGAUGUGACCGAAACGCCAUCAUUCACCGUUACGCCUUGUGACGAUCCAGAUUUCGCUGUUCUCAGGUUUCAUUCCGGACCACCAUACGAAGACAUAGCUUUUAAGAUUGUCAAUCGGGAGUGGGAAAUAAGUCAUAAACAUGGAUAUAAGUGUCAGUUUGCAAAUGGUAUUUUCCAGUUGUGGUUCUUCUUCAAACGUUAUAGAUACCGUAGAUAA